Molecule: messenger RNA, 2423 nt
Organism: Vicia villosa (hairy vetch)
Lineage: Eukaryota; Viridiplantae; Streptophyta; Magnoliopsida; Fabales; Fabaceae
Product: DNA excision repair protein ERCC-1-like
Exons: 9
Coding region: 60-1259 (399 amino acids)
Biological process (GO): meiotic mismatch repair; mitotic recombination; UV-damage excision repair
Cellular component (GO): nucleotide-excision repair factor 1 complex; ERCC4-ERCC1 complex; nucleus
Molecular function (GO): single-stranded DNA binding; damaged DNA binding
Source: RefSeq, a predicted model, not a curated record
CCCGAGCACACCCCUGUGAGCAAUUUCAUCAACCAGUUUGUGUUCGCGCGAAUAGAGAGAUGGAGAACGAGGGAGAAUCGCAAAACAACGACACAAACAAGAAGAAUUCCGUCGUCAUACGAAUCCCUUCCUAUCAAGAAGUAGUCGAAAGUUCUCAAUCCAGAUCAACUCCACCGUCUCUCUUCGUUCCCUCUCAAACUUUUUCCCAAGCCUUCGCGUUCGUCAAAUCCUCAGAGUUCUACUCUCCACCUCCUUCACUCCCAAAGGAAACUGUUCAAUCGAAUGCUUCGUCUUCAACGCCGCCAACAUUAUCUGCAACUACUACUGCACCUGCAGCUUCAUCGAAAUUACCGAACUCUCAACCUACUCAAAAUCGCAAUGCGAUUCUUGUGAGCAACAGACAGAAGGGAAAUCCGUUGCUCAAAUAUAUUAGGAAUGUUAGAUGGACAUUUGCGGAUGUUGUUUGUGAUUUCUUGCUUAGCCAAACCUCAUGUGCUCUCUAUCUCAGUCUUCGGUAUCAUCUGCUUCACCCAGACUAUUUAUAUUACAGAAUACGGGAGUUGCAGAAAAAUUUCAAGCUUCGUGUAGUUUUAUGCCAUGUUGAUGUGGAGGAUGUAGUGAAGCCUCUACUUGAAGUUACAAAAACAUCUAUGCUUCAUGAUUGUACCCUCUUAUGUGGAUGGAGCCUGGAGGAAUGCGGCCGUUACUUAGAGACCAUAAAAGUCUACGAAAACAAACCUGCAGAUAUUAUUCAAGGCCAAUUGGAUUCAGACUAUUUAUCGCGGCUAACACAUUCUCUAACAACAGUUCGGCAUGUCAACAAGACUGAUGUAGUUACUCUUGGUACCAACUUUGGGUCUCUAUCUAACAUAAUGGGUGCAUCUAUGGAAGAUCUAGCUCGUUGUCCUGGCAUAGGAGAGCGCAAGGUCAAGCGCUUGUUUGACACUUUCCAUGAACCGUUCAAGCGUGUGGAAUCCAGCCGGCAAGCCAUUCCAGAGACUUCUGUCCUGAAUAAGCCAGCUAGUCCAAAUACAUCUUUAAGGAAUAAUGCUGAAUCUUCCUCUUCUCUUGAAGACAAACAGAACGAUGUAGACAAUGCAAGCAAACGUAGCAAGAAAGAACCUGAACUUACUGUCAAAUCUGCCCUUUCCGAAGCCUUUGCCAAAUUAUCUGAGAGAGCUGGAAAGAGGAACAUCACUUCAAAAUCGAAGGAGAAAGAAGAUCCAAUUGUUCUCAGUGAAUCAGAUGCUGAAACGUAAAAUUGAUGCUGGUAUUAUCAAUGGUUGUUAAAUAGUUAUUCCUGGAGCAAAAUAAUCUCGUGAGAUUUAGAGAGUUAAUCUCCAUGAAUUUAAGCCAAUGGUAUUCUGUGAGAAUUUUGAUAAGGGAAACGGCUGUACUAACUAACUGAAGAGGUAGUUAGUUGGUUGCAAUAUGAAAGCUGGACCUUUAAUUGACUAGGACAAGCUGUAACUUAACGGGAAUGAAGAGAAGGGGACUUACGGGGUAUGACACUUAGAAUAUAUUGAAGAUUGGAUUUAAUUUAUGGUUAUUGACAGGGAGAGCCUAUCAAAAUUCUUAGGUUGAGAGACAUUCUCAUCUUCUGUAUAUACUGUUUACCUCAUCUCCUUGAUUCUAAAAUCAUAUUGAUUCAGAAUUGGGGGGAAGAGCGUCAUCAAUGAUAGUUUCCAUUGUUGUAUAUCACAAAAACAUUCGGUUGUUUGAUUGUUUCCUUCUGUUUUAGACAAUUUUUUGAACCAGUAUCAAACUCCUCUUGCCCAACACCUGUAUAUAUCUAGGGUAAUUUUGGGUUGUGCAGGUUUAGAAAAGAACAUGUGCUUAAAUAGACAGUCAGACACAGAUUUCAGCAAGGGUUCUGGAAGUUAUAAUGUUACUACAGGUCAGCAUUAUUACUCCAUUAAAUUCCUCACAUCUAUCUGUAUGUAUGUUAUGUUAGUAUUUAUCGUCAGAGAAAAAUUAAGUAGCUUUCAAUAUAAUUUUCAUAUAUCACCUUAUGUUAGUGCCUAAAAUUUAGCACUUUGCCUUCAGCCAGAUGGAAAGAAACUGGGCUCAAUUGAUCACCUUCCUAACCUUUAAGUUGAAGCUUUAUGAUGUAGGCCGUUUUUCAUGGACCGAAAGUUAUCCAAUUUGAUUUGAAGUAUGUCAUUGAGUUUGGUUUCAGGCAUUGAUUUGCGUGAUUAAAAAUUUUGUCGGAAACGAAACUCUUAACGAUAGGGUAUUAAUUUCAUUAUAAUACAAAGAAGAAAUGUUCUCCUUAAUUUUAGAAAGUUCACAUUCCUCCUAAUUUUGUACCAUAUUUUAGCAAAUAUUUUAUUGUAUCAUAAUAACAAAACCAAUUUAAGAAAGAUGUUAAUAUUCCAUAUGGACAUCUAUUCUAUUCUAUGAAGGGAAUUCCAAACUAAGUU